This is a messenger RNA of Tilletiaria anomala UBC 951, 831 nucleotides long. RefSeq lists its product as uncharacterized. Lineage: Eukaryota; Fungi; Basidiomycota; Exobasidiomycetes; Georgefischeriales; Tilletiariaceae. Gene Ontology annotation, molecular function: 3,4-dihydroxy-2-butanone-4-phosphate synthase activity. The record is from RefSeq and is a predicted model, not a curated record. Gene Ontology annotation, cellular component: cytosol; mitochondrial intermembrane space. The transcript has 3 exons. Bases 1 to 831 code for a protein of 276 amino acids. Gene Ontology annotation, biological process: aerobic respiration; riboflavin biosynthetic process.
AUGCCUUCGCCAGCAGUUGCGUCAGCGGGCGCAGACGUAUCUCUAUCGACCAGCGGUUUUAAUACGAUCGAUUCAGCUCUCGAAUCCUUCAGCAGAGGCGAGUUCGUAAUCGUGCUCGACGACGAAGAUCGCGAGAAUGAGGGAGACCUGAUCGUGGCCGCAGAAAGCAUCACUACUGAGCAGAUGGCUUGGUUUAUUCGGCAUACAAGCGGAUACAUUUGCAUUUCCGUCCACCCUUCUGUUCUCACAUCGCUUCAUAUCCCCAUGAUGGUGCCCAACAAUACAGAAAAGCACAAGACAGCGUACACUGUGACAGUCGACUACAAGCACGGCACCACGACAGGCAUCUCGGCGCAUGACCGCGCGCUAACGGCGCGAAAGCUUGCGCUUGCCGGGGCAGAAGAGCCGAACAAAAGUUCGGAAGUUUUGCCGGAAGACUUUUCGAGACCAGGGCAUAUGGUCCCGCUCCGGUACACCGAGGGUGGCGUCAGGGUACGAAAGGGGCACACAGAGGCGGGCGUUGAUCUAUGCAGAGCCUGCGGGAAAGCUCCCGUUGCGCUCCUGUGCGAGCUUGUCGAUCCCUCUAGCGCAGAGGGAAACAUUGCAGCACGAGAUGCCUGUCUGGCUUUCGCGACAAAGCACAACCUCAAAGUCAUCACGAUCGAGGCGCUCAGACGAUGGAGAGAGGAGCGCGAAGGCAGUCAGAUCCCGGAGCUGGCCAACGCAGACUUGCAGGCAAAAGACGGGCAAGAAUUAGAUCUGGCCAAGGGAGUGCAGUUAGAAAAGCAAAUGGUCGCUGAGUCGCUUACGGGGCCGAACGGGCCGGUGUGA